Molecule: messenger RNA, 9517 nt
Organism: Elaeis guineensis (African oil palm)
Lineage: Eukaryota; Viridiplantae; Streptophyta; Magnoliopsida; Arecales; Arecaceae
Product: serine/threonine-protein kinase ATM
Biological process (GO): DNA repair
Molecular function (GO): protein binding; protein serine/threonine kinase activity
Source: RefSeq, a predicted model, not a curated record
UCUUCUAAAGCCCUCCACUCCCCGUCUUCCCGCUUCUUCUCCUCCUCCGCCUCCAUCCUCUCGAAGCCAUCUCUCCUUCCUUCGAACCAUAUACCCCUCGUUUCCAUUGCCCCCAUCCUCCUAGAAGGAGAGCGGAUGAGAGCUCUGUUGCCCCGGGAUCAUGGCGACCACGAAAGACGUCCAAGAGAUCAUCUCUAAGCUCUCCUCCCAGAAGGCCAAGGCCCGCGACGAAGGGAUCAAGCUGUUGAAUAGCUGGCUGGAGGGCGAGAGAUCGAUCAGUUUCUGUAGGCUACUCGGUCAGAACACCGUCAGGAUCAAGCCCAACGAGAUCCCUCAUGCUGAGACAUGGCCUUUUCUUAUCACAUUGCUGACGAAAUGUAUUGCAUUGGAGAUCUCUGCGAGCAAGAAACGUCCACCGAAACUAAUACUGGCAAAGACUCUUCGCACUGCCAUCCAAUGUGCUGAGGAUCAGAAGCUAUCAGGGCAAAAACUCCUCCUGUUUUCUGUUGUUAAGCUUCUAUUUAAUCACAUUUGGGAUGUUAUAAAAGAUGCUUCUAGCUUUCAGUCAGAAUACAGCAGCAUCCUACGGCAUCUUCUAACUGUUAAAGAUUACCGCUAUCAAAUGAGGAAGCCAGUUUAUUGCAGUCUAGUGGGUCUAUACAUAAAUAAGGUAGAACUGUCCAUCGACAUGAAAUCUAAUAGUCAUUCCAGCUCCAAAGAGGAAGCCUUCCGCUAUAUCUUGUCUCUUCACGCCCUACUGGAAAAUCCACCUGGUGAUUUUCCGGAUGACAUCAGGGAGGAUCUUGUUAAGGGGUUUAUUAGAAUUUUUUCACAGAUUAGGGAUGAGGGGAAGUUCUCACGCAAGCUAAUGGAAUGCAUCAAUACCUACUUGCUAAAAGAUGGCCCAAAUCUUGGAUAUCAAGCCAUGGAAAUUCAUUCUGCUGUACAACAGUUUAUGUUUCGUCAUUGGCUUACUACUCAUGAUCGAGGAUUAAAGAACUCAUUCGUUCUCUAUGCAAGAGUACAACUAAAGCUCAGCAGGACUAUGUCAGAACGAAGUCCACUUAUGGAACAACUUCUUGAUGUUAUUAUCAAGGAAUUAGACCAAAGCACUAAUACUGGUACUGGUUUCCUGUGGAGUGAUAUGUCUAGAGAUGAUAAGGUUGGAACUCUUGGAGGCACUCAACAAGGCUUGAUGGAGCUUGCUGCUACAGUUUUUUAUCAGGCUUGUAAAAAGACAACAAAGACAUCAUAUCAGGAGAAGCGGCUGAAAAUGGAGCAUCCUGCUUCUCGCAUUAAGGAUGGAAUCAUGAAAGGCUUAUGGCUUUGGAAUGGUGCCUUUUCUUUUCUUAUUCAUAACUAUGGGAUUCGUGUAGACAAGUCUCUCUUAAUUUAUUGGUUUGAAGCCAUGCGUGAAAGUUUAAGAAGGAUUUUGGAUAGCUCAAGCGCUUUGCAUUCGUACGAUUCUCUUCUUUGGCUUUUGCGGGCUUUACAAGAAUUGUUUUAUGUGCUUCCACUUUGCCCUCUGAAGAAGCCUUCACAUUGUUCAUCUUUCACUUCAAAUGAGACUUUGCUACUUAGAGUUGGUUGGCAAGACGUAUGGAGCUGUUUGCUGCAUGGACUACCCAUAUUCAGCAAUGUCACACCAAUUGUAGAUGUUGCUUUGACACUACUCAGCAAUAUGGUUUUGCAAGAUCGAAUCAGUGUAGCUGUUGUUCCUCAAGAUAUAUGGGAUUUGCGGAUUUUUAAGAAUAUGCCAUCAUCGUCUGCCUUGUAUUUCAUUGCUUGCUACUUCUCAAGAUCAGGUGUUCAGGGUGAACUACGAGAUGCCUUAUAUCUUAGAAAAAGUCUACUAAGAUCAGUCUUGGAAUCAAUUAACUUUAAGGAACCUACGUUUUUCACCGAGCAAACUGUUUUGCUCAUUAUGGAAGCUAUUUUUUCUCUUUCCAUUGGUUCCUCUACUCUUCUGCCUUAUGCUGGAGCUAUAUUUGUUUCUUCAGAGCCCAAUGAGGAGUCAAAGAAGCCUUCGUUGACCGAAGAGGGUGACCACGGGAUUGUAGAUGAAGUUUUAGAUUGUUCCGUGGAAUCCUUAGCAGAACUUGAGGCAGAAAAUUCCAGUGAGGUGAAAACUGAGCAUCAUCAUAGCAUACGCCUUCCUAGGCAGAUUAGACAACCAUUGAUUCAUGAAAUGGAGGAAUAUAUCACUGGUUUUGUAACAUCAAAUGUGGAGUUUGAUAAAAAACCUUUGUCAGAUCUUAUCUAUUCAUGCUCACUUUUAUGCAACUGCAUCUAUGCUUCAGCAUUAAAAAGGCAAAGAGGUGAAAAGUCUUUGUUCUUCAAUAAGAUAUUUGACUAUAUUUCAAAGGUUCUGGAUCAUACAGUUUGGAUGAUCGAGGAUAAGUGUAAUGAAAUUCAGCAUCAUGGUUAUGCGAAUAUAUGCUCCAUUCUUGGUGCAUAUGGAUCCACUUUAUCUUCUUUCCAUAGCUUAAAUUCAUCUCCACUUUUUACAUUUUGGAAGGAUAAUAGCAAUAUUGAUUGUGAGCCUCUUGUAGGAAUCAUUAAAUCAAUUGAGAAACUUUUGGUGGUUCUUGCUGAACUGUUUGCUUUGCUUUCCAAUAUUACAAGUAAUCCUGAGAUACAAAUUGAUCUGCCAACAAUAACUGGAUCUAGUUCUCCACAAGAGUCCACUUCUAUGGUGCGAAUUGUUGAUAUUGAUUUAGAUGCCAAUAAUGCUUGCAAGGAUGUUGAUGCUUUGACUGCUAGUGGGAGUAGAAGUUCAGUUAUUUCUUCCUCUCCUUUCCAAUGGAAGCUAGAACUAGUCAAAGUGAUUUCAACUUUUUUCUCUAUAUCACCUCUUCAUACAUGGGAAGUCUUGUUUGAACUAAUGGAAAAAGAAAAUGAUGCUAAGGUGCAUGAAGAAAUUCAAUAUAUUCUUUGCAAAAAAUUUUCUGGCCCUGCUGGAAAUCUGUCCUCAUUGGUUGGUUCUAUAGAUACCACGAUGAGAAAUUGUGCAAGUUUGAAACUUUGCUGUCAUGAUAUUUUACCUGCCAUCUGUGCUUUACUGGGAUCCUUACUGACAGUGGGUUCUAACCAAAAAAAUGGCAAUCCUAAGCAAUGCAAGGGGGAAAUGCUCUCAGAAGAGAUCUUAAAUGCCCUCUGUGACAUGGUAAACACUGUUGCGGAGAUUGGUCUUCCUGAUUGGUUUGUUCGUGUUCAGCUAAUUGACUGUAUUUGUUGUUUUGUUUUACUAGAACCCCACUCUGCCCAGGUCAUGAUUGAAAAGCUUCUUGCAAUGCUUCAGGAUACUGAUUAUCGAGUUAGACUUUUUUUGGCAAGAAAAGUUGGUGUUCUUUUCCUAACAUGGGAUGGCCAUAAUGAGUUGUUCCAUGAUAUUUGUUUGAACUUCGGUUUCGAGAUGGUGAUGGCCUCAAAAGGGAAGCUUGUUAAGGCUGCAGAGGUCUCAGCUUCUGGUGCUCAGCCUGUCCUAGCUAUGGAAACUGCUCUUAUCACCCUUGCACAUCUUGCCUUGUGUAGUGAGGAGGUUGAAGCUGAGGCAGUCUUCAUGAUAUGUGUGGUUGCAGCUACCGAGCCUGGUCAAAGGGAAUUGGCAUUUGCUUUAUUUGAUACUUUGUCAAGAAAACUCCAAUAUGCAUCCAGGAGUAAGUAUUUAGAGCAACUCAUGGGAUCGAUUCUUGCUCGUUGGGUAGCUUGUGAAGUAAGCUUAAUGGCACUAGUGGAGGUACAAGAUCUCUUUCUUUGUAAAUCAGAUGUUAGAUGCUUUGUGCAAUAUUGCUGUCCUUGGCUCCUUGCACCUUUAAUUCUACGAGAAGAUAUCACGAAUCUUAAUUGGGUAUCCAAGGUUUCUUGUCAGCCUCUGCCCGAUAUUGUGAAGGAAUAUUUUGUGCCAAUUUUUGCAGUAUGCAUGGCAGUGCAUUGCAGUGGAAAACCAGACAAGGAGUUGGGAAGAAUGGCACUUUGUAAAUCAGUUUUGCAUCUUGCCAAAAUUUCUGAGCUGGAGCGAGAUGACCUUAUAAAGAAACAUAUGGUGUCAAUUGUCAGCUGCCUUUUGUCACUCACUUGUUCUUUCACUGUCCCAGACAUGCCUCUUUUUACCAAGGAGACUGUGGUCCUUUCAGUGCAAACUGUUGUUGAUGGUUUUUUGGAAACGGAUCAACGUCCUACAAAUAUUGGUAUCAUUGAUAAAAUUAACAUUUUCCGCCCUGAUAGGGUUUUUAAGUUUUUAGUGGAGAUACAUUACCAGAUUGCAGCUGCUGUUCAUCCACGGCAUAAGUGCCAUCGCCUCUCUUCAAUUGAGGUUCUUAUCCAUAUAAUUGGGCAUAGAGCUGCUGUUUCUAGCACUUCAUGCUAUAUUUUCAAUAUAGUGGGACAGGAUAUUGGGAAUCAACCUUUACAAAAGCAGUGUUGUGCUAUACUAUCUACAUUGCUUGAAGCAUUUAAAGUUGACCCUUCCAAAGAGGUUGUCAGUGUGCUAGGUGAACAACUUCAGUUUUUGGUUUCAAAAUUGGUUGCUUGUUGCAUUCCUGCUGAAAACAAGAGAGAACCAAGUUGUGUUCAUUCAUCAGGACUCUUAUCUUUGCUUAAUCAGCUUACCGUGGAUGCUGACUUAUCACUUUAUGAUUAUAUAAGGGAGCUGGAACCAUUCCCUGACCUUGAUUGUUUGGAGAGAAUCCGGGUGUUUCAUGAUGGCCUGUGCAAUGUCUACUCUCCAAGGGAUCAAUUCCUAAAGUUUGUCAGGAGAGCUUGUUACCUUCCACAAGGAUUACUCAUGUGCAGUCUUCGGCAUCUGCACAAGAAGUUAGUCCUUGGAGAAAUCAUCCAGAAAGAGACAAAUGUUCCAGAUGAAUCAGGAAAAAGUAACUGCCGGAAUUGUGAUCCUGAUGUUGUUUCUGCUGUCUGGACUCUUGUUGGUUUGUGUGGCUCCAAUGAAGCAAAUAAUAUGAGUGUUCUGGUGGCUGAUUUCAUAUCCAGGAUUGGAAUUGGGGACCCUUAUCGGGUUGUCUUUCAUCUACCAAAGGAUUCUUGUCGAAACCUUUCUUUCAAGUCAUCAAGCUGGGAAUCUAGUUUCUGUACCAGUAUUGUAGUUUCAGAUGGGCUAUUGAUUGAUCUUCUCAGACUUUUGAAGAAGUACCUAUUAGAUGAUCAUGUGAAGAUAGUGGACAUGACUUCACGGACACUGCGGGGGAUUCUUUCGACUGAAAAGGGUCAAGGCGUGCUGCUGUCCCUCGAUUCUUAUGAGAGCUCUCUAAUCGCAGUUCACUCGAAGGGUGUUAACUUGGACCUUGUGGACAAGUUACUCUUAGAUUCUGAAAAUUAUUCUGGUGAAGCCAUUUCUUUGGAGGAUCCUUCCCUAUGGCAGACCGAGGGUAAAACAUACGAGCAGUGGAUCUGCUCACUUGUGCACUCACUUAUUAGUCAUUGUGAUGAUAUUAUCCUGAGAUUGUGUCAAAAUAUAGUUUUGUUGAAAGCUGAGAUAGCUGAACUUUUGCUUGCAAAUGUCCUGCUGAGCAUAGCAGGAAAGGUUGAUUUAAGUUCUGAUCUUUGCCAGUUAAUCUCAGCAAAGGUUCAAGAGAACAUAUUUGAUGAGUCUAAUGGCUUGGUUAAGUCAAUUCAGGUGUUUUUGGAUGCAUUGAAUGAACUUCGAUCAUGUUUUGUUGCUGAGAAAGCAAACUCCUUUUCAACUCCUGUGAAGCAUGGCAGACCUUCUAGUUUUGGACGAACUCGUAACACUUUCGAAAAAUCAAAAGAUUGUCCAUCUAACAUUCUAACACUGCAUUCUUCAUGGAAAAAGGUUUACUGGCUUGCGCUCGAUUAUCUUGUGGUUGCUAAAGCAGCAAUUCAUUGUGGAUCAUACUUCACAGCAGUAAUGUAUGCGGAAUAUUGGUGUGAGGAACAUUUUAAUUGUCUAGCCCUAGGAAGUCCUGACUUUUCCCAUCUGGAAUUGUUGCCCUCACAUAUCGAGCUACUGGUUGCAGCAUUCACUCAGAUUAAUGAGCCAGACAGCAUAUAUGGAAUACUUCAAUCAAAUAAGUUGACAUCUCAAAUAAUUACAUUUGAGCAUGAGGGAAAUUGGAACAAAGCUCUGGAAUAUUAUGACCUGCUUGUAAGAUCGUCUGAAAUGGGACGCAUUGAUUGCUUAUCAGGAAAGCCAUCUGUAGAUGACUCAUGUAACUCUUCUCUAGGAGAUGGAAAUAUGGGUGACUGGAAAUAUUAUAAAGGUCUAAUGAGAUCUUUGCAGAAAACUGGCUGCACUCAUGUGCUCGAUGUGUAUUGCCAAGGAUUGACCAAUCGAAGAGGCUGUUUUCAACAUGACUCUGAGUUUACUGAUCUACAGUACGAGGCUGCUUGGAGAGCUGGAAACUGGGACUUCUCAUUAAUUACCCCCAAUUCGAAAACUCAUUCUACACCAUAUAUGAGUGGUCAAUUCAAUGAAAAUUUGCACAGUUGUUUGAGAGCAUUGCAAGAGGGCAGUGGUGAUGAGUUCCAUAUGAAACUUAGAGACUCGAAGAAGGAGCUUGUGUUGUCUAUGUCGAAUGCAAGCAUGGAGAGUACCGAAUAUAUCCAUUCUACUAUUGUUAAACUUCAGAUAUUAGAUCAUCUUGGAAUGGCUUGGGAUUUACGUUGGAAGCCAUGUUGUCCUGAAAGAAAAGGAUCCUUUUUCGAACUAAACAACAUAAUUCCUGGACCUGUUGUUCCUACUAGAGUUCAGUUGGAGUGGCUGAAUGCAGAUUGGAACUUCAUUUUAAAGCAAGCACAGCUACAUCUAAAUUUAUUAGAACCUUUCAUUGCUUUUAGGCGUGUUCUGCUGCAAAUUUUAGAUUGCAGAGAUUGUACAGCAGAACAUCUGCUGCAAUCUGCUUUCACGCUCCGCAAGGGUUCCAGAUUCUCUCUAGCUGCUGCUGCUUUGCAUGAGCUCAAGUUACUCUGUCGUCAAACAGAAGAACAGACAACAUCACAUGCUUAUUUCCUUGGAAGGGUCGAAGAAGCUAAGCUUCUCAGGGCUCAAGGUCAGCAUGAAAUGGCUAUUAAUCUUGCAAGAUAUAUUUUGCAGAACUAUUCACAGGGAGAAGAGAUCUCAAAUGUGUAUCGGUUGGUUGGAAAGUGGUUGGCUGAAACUCGAUCUAGCAAUUCAAGAACUAUUUUAGAACAGUACCUGAAGCAGUCAGUGGAACUUACCAAGGCAAGCAAGAGUACAGAUAAGAAAAGUAUUUCUAGACAAUGCCAAACAUACUUUGAUCUAGCACACUACACAGAUGGCCUAUUUAAAAGUUAUGAAGAAAGAUUGUCCUCUAGUGAAUGGCAAGCAGCUAUGCGGUUGAGGAAACACAAGACCAGGGAGUUGGAUGCACUUAUUAGAAGACUAAAAAGUUCUUCAAAGGGAGAGAAGACAGACUACUCGGUGAAAAUACAGGAGUUGCAAAAGCAACUCACAAUGGAUAGGGAAGAGGCUGAAAAAUUACAGGAUGACAGGGACAACUUCCUCAGCCUAGCAUUGGAGGGUUAUCAGCAUUGUCUUGUCAUAGGCAGCAAAUAUGAUCUGAGAGCGGUAUUUCGACUGGUUUCUUUAUGGUUCAGCCUUUAUUCAAGGCAAAAUGUUGUGAAAUCCAUGAAUAGCACUGUGAAAGAGGUCCAGUCAUACAAGUUUGUGCCACUGGUUUAUCAAAUUGCUUCAAGACUUGGUAGUUCAAAAGAUGGACAAGGAUCAACCAGUUUUCAGAUUGCAUUGGCUUCCCUUGUGCGGAAGAUGGCCAUUGAUCAUCCAUAUCAUACCAUGUUUCAGUUACUGGCUUUAGCAAAUGGCGAUCGUGUCAAAGACAAGCAAAGAAGUCGAAAUUCAUUUGUUGUAGAUUUGGACAAAAAACUUGCAGCAGAGAAACUCUUGAAUGAGUUGUCUUCAUAUCAUGGAGCUUUAAUUCAACAGAUGAAACAAUUGGUUGAGAUAUAUAUUAAGCUCGCUGAACUAGAGACAAGAAAGGAGGAAACUAAUAAAAGAAUACCUGUGCCAAGAGAAAUCCGUAGCCUUCGGCGGCUUGAACUUGUACCAGUUGUGACAGCUACUGUUCCAAUUGACCCUAGUUGCCAAUACGGGCAAGGUUCUUUCCCACAUUUUAAGGGAUUAUCUGAUUCUAUCAUGGUAAUGAAUGGCAUAAAUGCACCUAAGGUGGUGGAUUGCUUUGGUUCAGAUGGUCAUAAGUAUCGUCAACUUGCCAAAUCUGGAAAUGAUGACUUGCGACAAGAUGCUGUUAUGGAACAAUUCUUUGGUUUAGUGAAUACCUUCCUACAAAAUCAGCGAGAUACAUGGAAAAGGAGGUUAAGGAUACGUACAUACAAGGUGGUUCCAUUUACUCCCAGUGCUGGUGUAGUUGAAUGGGUUGAUCGUACUGUUCCGCUUGGUGAAUAUCUUUUAGGAAGCACAAGGAAUGGAGGGGCGCAUGGACGCUAUGGGAUAGGAGACUGGUCAUUUCUUCGAUGCAGGGAGCAUAUGACUGGUGAGAAAGACAAGCGGAAAGCAUUUCUCAAAGUCUGUGACAACUUCAGGCCGGUGAUGCACUACUUCUUUUUGGAGAGAUUUAUGCAGCCUGCUGACUGGUUUGUAAGAAGACUCUCGUAUACAAGAAGUGUUGCAGCUAGUUCAAUGGUAGGUUACAUUGUAGGGCUAGGAGAUCGGCAUUCAAUGAAUAUUCUCAUUGAUGAAGAUACAACGGAGGUGGUACACAUUGAUCUUGGUGUUGCCUUUGAACAGGGUCUCAUGCUUAAAACGCCUGAGAGGGUUCCAUUUCGUCUGACGAGAGAGAUAGUAGAUGGCAUGGGGGUUACUGGGGUGGAGGGUGUUUUCAGAAGGUGUUGUGAGGAAACUCUCUCUGUCAUGAGGACAAAUAAGGAAGCGCUGCUUACUAUCAUUGAAGUUUUUAUUCAUGAUCCACUCUAUAAAUGGGCUCUUUCACCUCUUAAAGCUUUGCAACGACAGAAGGAAAUUGAUGAUGAUGUAGACUCAUGCUUAGAGAGCUCACAAGAUGCUUACGAAGGAAACAAGGAUGCAGCACGUGCCACAUUACGUGUUAAAGAAAAGUUAGAUGGUUAUGAAGGUGGUGAAAUGAGGAGUGUACAAGGCCAGGUCCAACAGCUCAUACAGGAUGCAACAGAUACGGAUCGCUUGUGCCAGAUGUUUCCAGGUUGGGGAGCAUGGUUGUGACAAAGCAUAGAAAAUCUUGAGCAUUUCUGGCAUCCAAACACAUUGUAAAGAUAGCUCAUUUACUUCUUCCACCUCAUCUGUAGAGUUGUGCAUGAUUGAAGCAACUCAUUCAUGUGAAAGUGUAUCAUGUCCUUAAUAUUAUCUAAAUCCAUCCUUUUUCGCCUUUCAUUUUUGCCCAUGCAUUUUGUAUGUUUUAUAGACUUUGUAUAGGAUUCAACUAAUAAGAGGAACAAUGAGAGGGAGUUUUCCAAUUGUAGAGAGAAGUAAAUCUUCAAUAUAAUCAUCUAGCACAUUUACACGUGUUCC